Messenger RNA from Dendroctonus ponderosae (mountain pine beetle), 1662 nucleotides. RefSeq names its product UDP-glucose 4-epimerase. Gene Ontology annotation, biological process: beta-D-galactose catabolic process via UDP-galactose, Leloir pathway. Bases 278 to 1336 code for a protein of 352 amino acids. The transcript is spliced from 8 exons. The record is from RefSeq and is a predicted model, not a curated record. NCBI's taxonomy places the organism in Eukaryota, Metazoa, Arthropoda, Insecta, Coleoptera, Curculionidae. Gene Ontology annotation, molecular function: UDP-glucose 4-epimerase activity. Gene Ontology annotation, cellular component: cytosol.
UUGCGUUGAACGCCGAUCGUUUAGCAGGGCUCAAGUGGUGCUGGCGAUAAGAUGGAAUAAAAUCGGUUUUUAAUGUUUUUCCAUAGCACUUGAAACGGUCGCACUUAAUUUUCAAAUAGCGAUUUCUGUUAUCAGCGCAUAAACAAAUGAUUAAAUGUAUAUUACGUUGACAGUGCCAGGAAUAUUUGCUCAUUGGCGAGUAAAGUUCCAGCUAGACUAGAAUUGCACACGUAGCAAUUUUGUUUUCUGGUGGUGGGUAUCCGAUACUGAUGAAAAGAUGAAGGGAAAUAGCACGAUCUUGGUGACUGGCGGUGCCGGUUAUGUGGGCUCGCAUACUGUCGUAGAACUGCUUAAGAACAAUUACUCAGUGAUCGCUAUAGACAAUAUGGUUAACUGCUACGCUAAGGCGAACGACAAGCCCGAGGCGCUCAAAAGAGUCGAGCAGAUCACCGGUGAAACGGUCACCUUCUAUAAUGUGGACAUUCGCGACAGAGAUGCUCUGGACAGAAUAUUCAAAGCGCACAAAAUCGACUCGGUUAUCCACUUUGCGGCCCUAAAGGCCGUGGGGGAGUCCGUCAAAGUGCCCCUGAUGUACUACCAGAACAACAUUGGCGGCUCAGGCACUCUCUUUGAGGUGAUGUCGAAAAACGGCGUGAAAAAGCUGGUGUUUUCGUCCUCGGCCACCGUCUACGGAACGCCCCAAUUCCUGCCAAUCACCGAAGAGCAUCCGACCGGGCAAGGAUGCACCAAUCCGUACGGCAAAACCAAAUACUUUGUGGAGGAGAUCUUGAAGGAUCUUUGCACAAGUGACCCAGAAUGGAAGGUGAUUUUGCUGCGCUACUUCAACCCGGUAGGGGCGCACGAGUCUGGAUUGAUCGGCGAAGACCCGUCGGGGAUUCCUAAUAAUCUGAUGCCCUACAUUGCGCAGGUGGCUGUGGGUCGCAGAGACAAAUUGCACGUAUUUGGCAACGAUUAUCCCACGCACGACGGAACGGGGGUUCGGGACUACAUCCACAUUACCGACCUGGCCAUCGGGCACUUGAAGGCUUUGGAAAAAAUGAUGCAACCCACCUUCAGCUCUUGGACGGCCUACAAUCUGGGAACAGGCCGCGGCUAUUCAGUGCUUGACGUGCUGAAGGCCUUUGAAAAGGCCUCGGGCAAGCCAAUACAGUACGAGCUGGAAGGCCGUCGAGAGGGCGACAUUGCCGAGUGCUACGCCGACGCAUCGCUGGCCAGGACGGAGUUGAACUGGACAGCCACGCGGGACAUCUUCCUCAUGUGCCAGGACACUUGGAACUGGCAGCAGAAGAACCCGAAAGGCUUCCAAAGCCCCUAGGAUAACUGCUAUUGCUCAUAUACAUACAGAGGGUGGAGGUGGUGUUCAAGCCAAGCCCAGUGCGUUGAAAAUCAUCUUCUGGCCAUCGUCAAAGUGACCGGAGUUCGCUUCGACGAUGUUUAGGGAGGGUAGGGUUCAUUUAAUCGUAAGCAUUUAAACCGUUCUCGGGCAUGUGAUGUAAAGCAUUUAUCUUUCCUCAGGUGCUAUGUAUUAAUCCCCCGGUUUGUACAUAACUGUUUCAAUUUAAUUUAUUGGGCCUUAUUGUAUAUAUUAGUCGUAUUCAUUUAUUGCUUCCUUUUGGACAAUGAAUUGAUCAAACACUAGAA